Messenger RNA from Micropterus dolomieu (smallmouth bass), 1999 nucleotides. Its product is annotated as polymeric immunoglobulin receptor-like. Gene Ontology annotation, cellular component: plasma membrane. NCBI's taxonomy places the organism in Eukaryota, Metazoa, Chordata, Actinopteri, Centrarchiformes, Centrarchidae. The transcript has 11 exons. Gene Ontology annotation, molecular function: transmembrane signaling receptor activity. The record is from RefSeq and is a predicted model, not a curated record. The coding region runs from base 1 to 1590 and encodes 529 amino acids.
AUGAUUGUCUGGACCAAACUCUAUGUCAGUGUAGAUGUUGAAAUAUUUCACUGGGAUCGUGCCAAUGCAGAGAUGCAGGAGCGCCCCCAGAUGCCAGGACCUCGCCCCGCCCCGAAUGCUGCAGCCAGCAGGCUGAGGAGCGCGGCUGAUUCCACUCUCUCUCUGGAGAAGGAAGCUGCUGUGUGUGAGAGUAUUGUGGUCUACAGUGAAAGAGACAGUGUUUACCGAGAGUGUUUGGAGUCUGCGGCGAGCGUGUGGCAGUUGGCAGAGACAGUAACCGACAAGACAGACGGCUACCAGAGACAAUUUAUUCAAACUGCGUACAGAACAGCUAAAACCACCAUCACAUGUGAUUACACAGGAAACAAAUACAAGUUCUUCUGCAAACAGAACGGUUUCAUCUGUGAGGAUAUUUUAUCAACAAAAUCCUCUCUGAAGUCAAACGGGACAUUCACUCUCACAGAAACCAAGAGUGGCUUCAGCGUGUCCAUCAGUAACGUGUCCUCACAUGAUGCUGGUGUCUACUGGUGUGGAGUGGAAACACAUGAAGGAAGUUACAGAGCUGCUCUCAGAAAGAUAAAGCUGGAGGUUGAAGAUAUACAUUGCUUCACAAGGUCUCCAACUGUUGGAGAGGAUCUUACAUUCCAGUGUGAAUAUCCAAAUGGUGCUCUGAUAAACAAAUUCCUCUGUAAGGGAGAAGAUCCAUCCAUAUGUCAACCUCUUGUAAGCACACAGCGCAACAGGAACCCUGGGAAGUUUUCCAUGAAAGAGGACAAUUGGAAGAGAAAUAUCACCAUAACAGUGAAAGAAGUAACAACAGACGACACUGGGACGUACUGGUGUGGAGCAAAAAGCACUGACAAAACACGCAGCAACAAAUUCUUCCACAAAAUGGUGAUGACUGUAGUAUCACCAACUUCAUCCACAUCUCCUGUUAUUUCAACCCAGUCAACUACUGUGUCUGCUGAGAGUCGUGUAUCACCAACUUCAUCCACAUCUCCUGUUAUUUCAACCCAGUCAACUACUUUGUCUGCUGAGAGUCGUGUAUCACCAACUUCAUCCACAUCUCCUGUUAUUUCAACCCAGUCCACUACUGUGUCUGCUGAGAGUCGUGGUGGCUCUCAGGUCGUCGUUACUGUGAUCGUCUGUGUAGCUGUGCUGCUGCUGCUGUUUGUGUUGAUUUUGAUCCUAAUCUACAAACGAUUUUCACAUUUAAUGAACACAAGAAAAGGAGCAGCAGCACAGAACAUCAGAGAGGAUUAUGUCUACGAGGAGAUACAGCAGCCCGUCCAGGCUCCAGACUCAGGAAAUGAGAUGAACACGAUUUAUGCCAAUGCCAACCUUCCCACAAACCCCUCUGCCUCGCUGCAUUACUCUACCAUCAACUUCCAAAGCAGCUCUGACAGAGCAGAUGGUGAGGCAGUGAUCCUCAAACCCAGCUCUGCUGCCUGCGAAUAUUCUACUGUGAAGCAAAAUCCAUCCUACUGGACAGUCAACCAGCCGUCCAGCUCUUCAGAGGAACCUCUCUACACAACAGUCAACAAGCCACAGCAGCACCGAGCAAAGAUCAGCCCUGUCAGGAAUGCAUGACAUUUACAUGUAUGGUCAAGAUUUUAAAUCAUUUAUUUCUGAUGGGGUUGUUUACAACCAUAUUACAGCUGAUUAUUAUCUUAUUAUUGGUAUUGUUUUUAGUUUCGGACGAUGGGUAACAACAAAUAUUUGAAGAAUUAUGUUUAUGAGCCACGUAUUUCAAUAUUUUGACAUUUAUUCUCAAAAACGUAUUUUGACAUUUGUGUUUUUGAGUAAAUAUUUAAACUCUUGGAUGGAUUGCAAUGAAGUUUGGUUCAGACAUUUACCGUAUGUACCUCUCAGGAUGAAAUGUAAUAACUUUCAUCUGGUGUCAUCAUCAGAUCAAAUGUAUAUUUGUUCAAUCCUUUAUGAUGAAAUAUCUGCACAAUGACCCAUGGGCUUUCUAUAGUAAAAGGAAAAGCAUUAAUGA